Molecule: messenger RNA, 2906 nt
Organism: Gekko japonicus
Lineage: Eukaryota; Metazoa; Chordata; Lepidosauria; Squamata; Gekkonidae
Gene: H6PD
Product: hexose-6-phosphate dehydrogenase (glucose 1-dehydrogenase)
Exons: 6
Coding region: 217-2595 (792 amino acids)
Biological process (GO): pentose-phosphate shunt; pentose-phosphate shunt, oxidative branch; glucose metabolic process
Cellular component (GO): endoplasmic reticulum
Molecular function (GO): NADP binding; 6-phosphogluconolactonase activity; glucose-6-phosphate dehydrogenase activity
Source: RefSeq, a predicted model, not a curated record
GGUUUCCCUUUCCAGAGACCCGGAGCUGGAUCCGGUUCACCUUGGCCCCAAGCACGCCUUUGACCCAGGGGAGGAGGAAAGCCAGCAGGUCCGACAGGCUUUUCGGGGCUUCGUCAGCCGCGAGGUGGUGGGGAGAGCAGCGAAAGGAAAGAGCCUGCACGCUUUUUGACCCCCCUGCGUCUCAUUCCCUUUUGCUCAGCCUGCCCUGUGCCCACCAUGUUUUUCACGGCAACACUCAGCACAUUGUUUCUCCUGGGAGUCCUGCCCUCUACGGCCAGAGAGCAUCGGGGCCACAUUUCGGUGGUCCUCCUCGGCGCCACGGGAGACCUGGCCAAGAAGUACUUGUGGGAAGGCCUCUUCCAGCUCUACCUGGACGAGGUGAGCAGCGGACACACCUUCACGUUCUACGGGGGCGCCCAGGCAGAGCUCGAGCCAGGCCAGAAACUGAUGUUUGAGCGGCUGAAGAGACUGACGUGUCCGUCAGACGUGGUGCCGGACCGCUGCGCCAUACUGAAGGACCAGUUCUUGAGGCUGACGCAGUACCACCAGCUGAAGACGGCGGAGGGCUACGCCGCCCUCAGUGAAGAAAUCUCGACCAUGCUGAGUCAGGAAGGCCUGGCGGAAGCCGGCCGGCUCUUCUACUUCUCCGUGCCCCCCUUUGCCUAUGCGGAGAUUGCCCGCCACAUCAACGGCAGCUGCCGGCCGCCUCCUGGGGCGUGGCUGCGCGUGGUCCUGGAGAAACCGUUUGGCCGCGAUCUCAAGUCUGCCCAGCAGUUGGCGGAGGAGCUGAGGACGUUCUUCCGGGAAGAGGAGAUGUACCGGGUGGACCACUACCUCGGCAAGCAGGCUGUGGCCCACAUCUUGCCCUUCCGAGACCAGAACCGGCAUCAUUUGGACCCGAUCUGGAACAGGCAUCACGUUGAGAGGGUGGAAAUUGUCUUAAAGGAGACAGUGGAUGUGAAAAAUCGAACCAGCUUCUACGAAGAAUACGGGGUCAUCCGUGACGUCCACCAAAACCACCUCACGGAAGCCCUGAUGUUUCUCACCAUGGAGCUCCCGGCAAACGUCAGCAGCUCCGAAGACGUUCUCCACAGCAAGCUGCGGACUUUCCAGUCGCUGCGAGGCCUGGAUAAAAGGAGCGCCGUGAUUGGCCAGUACGAGACAUACGGCAGCCACGUGAGGGAGGAGCUCCAGAAAGGGCCGAACUAUUUCAGCCGAACGCCCACUUUUGCUGGGGUGCUGAUUCACCUGGAGAGCCUGCGCUGGGACGGAGUCCCCUUCCUCCUCACCUCGGGAAAAGUCCUGGAUGAGCGAAUCGGCUACGUCCGCGUCCUGUUCAGGAAACGGGCCUUCUGCACCCAGAACGAAACGGCACGGGGCAGCGCGAGCAGCCCGUGCAGACGCAAGCAGAUCGUUUUCUACAUCGGGCACGGGGAGCUGAAUUCCCCCGCCGUCCUCGUGAGCCGUAACCUCUUCAAGCCCGUCAUGCCGGAAGGCAGCUGGAAGGCCGUCUCGGAUCGCCCGCGGCUGCGUCUCUUCGGACAGCCUCUCUCCGAUUACUACACGUACCUCCCCGUCAAGGAGAGAGACCCUUAUGCGGUCCUCAUCUCUAGGAUCUUCCAUGGCAAGAAGGAGUCCUUCAUCACCACCGAGAACCUGCUGGCAUCCUGGGAGUUCUGGAGCCCCUUGCUGGACAGCUUAGCCGGGGAACUGCCUCGUCCGUACCCGGGAGGCCCACAAAACCAGCACCUCCUGGAUUUUGAGAUGGUGGGCGGAGAAGUGUCCUUUGUGGUGAAGGAGGCGCUAAAGAUGAUGGGGGCCAGCGACGAGCAAAUGCCGGACCAGUACAAGACCCUGCAUUCCCGGUUCCGGCAAAACCAACUGGUGACCGCUUGGCCGGAAGAACUGAUCGACCGCCUGGCGUCUGACAUGGAAGCCGCCGCCACCAGCGCCGUGGAGAGAGCGGGCCAGUUCCACUUGGCGCUCUCCGGCGGGUCGAGCCCGCUGGCUCUGUUCAAGCGCCUGGCCGCCCAUCACUACGGCUUCCCCUGGAAGCACACCCACUUGUGGCUGGUGGACGAACGCUGCGUCCCCCUGACCGACCCGGAGUCCAAUUUCCGGAACCUGCACGACCACCUUCUGCAGCACGUCCGGGUCCCCUACUUCAACAUCCACCCCAUGCCGGUCCACCUCAACCGGCGGCUCUGCGUGGAGGGCGACAAGGGGCCGGAGCUGUACGCCGGCGAGAUUGCGGCCUUGGUGACCAACAGCAGCUUCGACCUGGUCCUCCUCGGGGUGGGCAUCGACGGGCACACGGCCUCGCUCUUCCCCCAGUCCCUCGUGGGCCUGGAAGGGAGCCCGGGCGUGGUGCUCACGGAGAGCCCCGCCAAACCGCACCAGCGUAUGACCCUCAGCUUGCCGCUCAUCAACAGAGCCAAGCGGGUGUCCGUGCUGGUGAUGGGGAAGAGUAAACACGACAUCGUGACCCUGGUCAGCCGGGUGGGGCAGGAGCCGAAGAAGUGGCCCAUUUCUGGGGUCAACCCCAGUUCGGGCCACAUAGCCUGGUACGUGGACUACGAAGCUUUGUUUGGAUGAUCCGUAGCGAUCUCCUCCUCUUUCACGCCCGUCGUUCGGGAUAACCCUUGUGGUUAGAACCGUUGCUUCUCUGAAAUCCUAGAGAGGGAGUCUGUUGUGGGGGAGAGGAAGAAAUCCGCUGCCUAUUAAUGGCAGAAGCACUGGGAUUUCCUUAACCGAUCUCAAUCUUUUCAAGUAUUCUGCUUCCUCUGGAACCCAGCCUGAUCUCUCCCCCCAACACCCCCACCCACUAAUCUGGGAAAUCCAGAAGGGGUUAACACCUUUCCCUGUCGUUUGUCAUCUUCUGGGCGUGGAACGGGGGUCACUGGGGA